GCAGGCGCGGGCUCGGCCCCUCCCCUGCGCUCCCCCCGCCCGUUGUGGAUGGCAGCCGCUCUGCUCGGGGCCUCAGAAAAAGGGACACUAAAAGAUGGAAAGGCCACGGAGGUAUCUGCCGUGGUUACGGAGACUCGGUUUACCCAGCUGUACAGGGAAUACCUGGAGAAGCAACAACUCCUAGAUAAGAGGCACCGGGUGAAGAAGCUGCCAGGGGGCACCGUGGCAUUGCCCGUCGUGGAGGAGACCUUCAUCGAGCAGCAUCUACAAGAGCUGAAGAUGCACGUGGCUCCGGAGAGCACCUGUGUGCUGGCCCGGAUUCAGAAUCCUCUUCUGUCAAAGAGGGCUCAGCUCCGCUCGCCCGCCCAGAAGCUGCGAUCGGCGGUUCGGUGCUUGGUGGAGGGCAGGGGAGUCCCAUGGUCAGCUGGUCUGGAGCGAGACCUGCCCCGUGCUUGGCAGCGACACGGCGAUCUGCUGCUGGUGAGCGAGGACAGCUUCCGAGCCCCUCUUUGGGAGGAGCUGGGUCAGGAGCUCUGGGAGACGGUGGCUGCCGCUUUGGGGGUGCGGCGUUUAGCGAAGCGAGGGCGCGUGGCCCCGGGCGGAACCCGAACCCCCAGGGUGACGCUGCUGCUGGGGGACGACGGCUGGGUGGAGCACGUGGACGAUGGAAUCAGGUAUACGUUCGAUGUAACCCAGUGCAUGUUCUGCCCCGGAAACGUCACAGAGAAGCUGCGGGUGGCAUCGUUGCCCUGCGCGGGGGAAGUGCUGGUGGAUCUCUACGCAGGGAUCGGCUACUUCACCCUACCGUUCCUGGUUCACGCCGGCGUGGCCUUCGUCCACGCCUGCGAGUGGAACCCGCACGCCGUGGCCGCUCUGAGGAGGAACCUGGAGCUGAACGGGGUGGCCGACCGGUGCCAGAUCCACGCCGGGGACAACAGGAAGCUGGACCUGGAGGACCGGGCCGACAGGGUGAACCUGGGACUGAUCCCCAGCUGCCAGGAGGGCUGGCCCGUCGCCUGCCGGGUGCUGCGGCGGGACCGUGGGGGCGUCCUGCACAUCCACCACAAUGUGGAGGCGUUUCCGGACCCGGGCCCCCGGGUGAAGGGGCCCCCGCAGCCACCUCGGGGAUCCCCUUCCGGGGGAGAGGAGCCCCGCUCCGCCGCGGAUUGCGGGAGAGGGACCCCGGUGACGGUGGCCCCGAAGGUGGAAUGGCGGAGGUGGGCAGAAUCCGCAGAAGCCCAGAUUGGGAUCCUGCUGGAGCAACUGCACGGGAAGCCUUGGAGGACCCGGAUCCUGCACAUUGAGCCGGUGAAGUCCUAUGCCCCCCACGUGGAUCACGUAGUCCUCGAUCUGGAGUGCCGCCCCCUCCCCAGCUGAUGGCAGAGGGGGCGAGGGGGCGGGCCCGUGACCUCGGGGGCGCGGCCAGGUGGAAGCGAGCUCACUGUUCGUGAGAUGGCCGGACCCCACGAGCACAGCCCCUGAGCUCACCCCUUCCCUCCUGACCACUUUUUAAAAAUAAAUCGGAGUAAUUUAAUCAAGGAGUCCCAGGAAGUCA
Molecule: messenger RNA, 1555 nt
Organism: Ornithorhynchus anatinus (platypus)
Lineage: Eukaryota; Metazoa; Chordata; Mammalia; Monotremata; Ornithorhynchidae
Gene: TYW2
Product: tRNA methyltransferase 12 homolog
Exons: 8
Coding region: 49-1377 (442 amino acids)
Biological process (GO): tRNA methylation
Cellular component (GO): cytoplasm
Molecular function (GO): tRNA methyltransferase activity
Source: RefSeq, a predicted model, not a curated record